AUGUUCAAGCCCAAGCCUGACCGAGUCCAGAGGGACCUGAGCCAUUCCCCUCCCCGCAGCCCCGCGGAGGAGCCCUGGGGGGUCCGAGGAGUUGCCUUCCACCUAGGGCUUAGUAGAACCUCGGCAUGUCUCUGUGGCCCGGAAGUCGGCGGCGUGCAGCACAGCUACCGCGAGGUGGGCAUCUUGCUGCUGUACCUGGCCGUGGGCGUGUCGGUGUUCUCUGGCGUGGCCUACACGGCCGAGAAGGAGGAGGACGUGGGCUUUGACACCAUCCCCGCCUGCUGGUGGUGGGGCACAGUGAGCAUGACCACCGUGGGCUACGGGGACGUGGUGCCGGUGACGGUGGCUGGCAAGCUGGCCGCCUCGGGCUGCAUCCUGGGGGGCAUCCUGGUGGUGGCGCUUCCCAUCACCAUCAUCUUCAACAAGUUCUCCCACUUCUACCGGCGGCAGAAGGCGCUGGAGGCUGCCGUGCGCAACAGCGACCACCAGGAGUUUGAGGACUUGCUCAGCAGCGUUGACGGCGUAUCUGAGGCGUCGCUGGAGACCUCCCGCGAGACCUCCCAGGAGGCAAGGUCUUCAGACCUGGAGACCCAGGCCCCUGGCCGGCCUCCAAACGCUCAGGAUUACUAACGCCUGCACCCCUGAAACAGCAGACACCUCCCUGCUUACAUGCUUCAUGGCAGCAUAACCUCUCCGGAUCGUGCCCCUGGCCUGAGAAAUGAAACCCAGAGGCUGCGUCCCUUCCUCCAUGACUCAGGGCAGGGUCGUGUCCCCCAGAUUCUGAGAGCCUGGAGAGCAAGAGAUGAACCCCCGAGCCUCCUGGAAGCAGGCAUGCGGUAGAGGAGACAGUCGAAGGCUGCUGGCCGCGCCGUUAGCUGCCUGCCACCUUCGCUGGUGGCCAGUUUGGAGGGAGAGAAUUACCCCCAUUGCAUAGGUGAGGAAGCCAAGGCGUGGAGAGGCCCUUGCCUGCCCGUCACACAAUCACAAGUAGGGGCUGAGUUUGAAAUCCAGGCUUGUUGGGCAGCCCGGGGGCAUGCACCUUCCACGCCAUCUUUCUUCUGCCCUCUCAAAGUUGUCUGAGGGGUUCGUGAAUCCCCCGAGUGGGCCCAUAGGGGUACAGCCAGUUCUCUUCGGGGAGCAGCCAGCAGGAGGUCUGGGAGGGAAGAGGAAGGCGCUGCCUCUCUCCCUGGUGCUCGUGAUCUGCUCAGCAAGUCUGCUUUGGCUUUCCCUGGGACUCACGGGAGAUACGGGCGGCCUGCAGGGGCCUGGGGUCUAGAGCCAGCUGUGCCGGGACCUGCGAGUUUGAGGGUUUGCUGAGCAGCGUGGGUGGGGUGUCAGGGCAUCUCUGCAAAGUGGGCACAUUCCCGCCCCUUCUCCAGAUUGAGCUCAUCUGCCAAGUGUCAGUCUGUGCCUGAGGGAGCUGGAGGUGCUCGUUUAAAGCCACGCCAAUCCCACCUCGCAUGGACCUCUGACCACAGCAGCACCUCUCAGCCCACCGAGCAAGGCCUCCAGCCCUCCCUGGGUUUCCAUCCAGGCAAGUGCUCACAACGCCUGUCCUUUGGCCCAGCUCCAGCUCCCGUCUUCGUCUGUGCUGAAUCCUCCCUCCGCCUGCUGGGCAACCUGUGAGGGCGGCCCCUUCUGUCCACGGGAACACUCACCACCUCAGGGGGGUCGCCUGUGUGAUGCGGUCUGUCCCUCACGGUGAGCUUCAGUUGAAGAGCCCAGCCCGCGAGUGCCGCCUUCCGUGUGCCGUGACCCGGAGCCGGGGAAGUAGCCGAGGAGAGACCUGGCCUGGCGUCAAGACUGAAGGGGCAGCCUCUGGGUUCUGGCUGCUCUUCUCACAUUCGGAUGCUUGCUCAGGAAUUCCUUGCAGGUUCUUCACUCAUUCCAAAUACCGGACCUGAGCGGGGGUUCACAUGUGGCCUGCACACAGGUCGUUUUGCUGAAUGGCAUUUUUAGGAUAUAUUUGUAUGGGAAUGUCUGUGGGAGAGGGGUGCACUCUCCAAUUCCCCGUAGCACCCCCCAUCCUCACCCCAGGCACCUCACACAGACCCACAGUGUCAGGCCAACUACCCUUACCCUCCUGGGUCUGGUCUGUUGAUGGCUUUCUUGGUUCACCAGACACAAAGGCAAACCAGGCAGACACCCCUUUACUCACAGGCUUACAGACUAGAGGGGGGAUGGAUCUCAGCCCAGUCAUCACACACAUGUCAUGGUGAGCCCUGCUAAGCACAGGGAAUGGUAAGCAUGCGUCAGGUCCCAGGCCACUCGUCAAGACUUUCAGAGAAGACUCCUGACUGGUGACAGUUUAACCCUUCAUCAUCUGGAUAAAUAGCUGGCUAGGCAGUGGGGUUCCAGGAGGUGCCUUCCGAGCAGUAGGGAGGCCUGGGGUCCACCUCACAGCCUGGUGCAUAGUCAGCCUGUGCGUGGAUUUGCGUGGAUGGAGUCCAAGUCUCUGGAUAGGAGCGGAUCCUGGAGCCACCCCGAGGGGCGCCCGAGAGCCCUCCGCACCCUCACCUCUCAAGGGGCACAAAGUCGGGGGUGCCAUGUGUACCAUGCAGAGGCCCCGCUCAACAACCCAAGGAGCCAGUUCCUGCUGGACUUUCUGACCCCGCGGACAACUACCCGAGCUGGGCAGGGAGAGGCCCGGGACACUCAACAGGCCACAUCCGUCACUGGGCUGCCUGUGGUCCCAGCAGAAACCAGGACUCACUCCUGUGCACCAGAGGAACCCUGAUGCCAGGACAGCAGCCAGGCCUGGGACCUGUUUCUGCCCGUGGGGCCGGCCGCCUCCAGGGCUGGGGAGGGCAGCGAUACAGGAGCGACACGAGCGCCAUGUUCUCUGGCUCCAGUUUGGGGUCCGGCACAGGUUGCAAAUGGCAGGAAUCGAUCUGGGACUGACUUGACCGAAAGGCAAUUCCUUGGCCUCCAGCAGAACAGCCCUGGGCAGUGGUGGUGAGUAAGGCACUUUGCUCAUGAGCAACAGAAACUGAGAAAAAGGUGAAUUUACGGGAAGAAUUUGCCAUGGCUGCCAUAAUUAACUGCUACAGAUUGAAUAGGAAUGUAUUCUCUCACAGUCUGGAGACCAGGAAGAAAGUAAUCAAAGUGUCCUCGCCCAGCCUGGUUCUCGGGGCCUCAGCCCUGGGGCUGCCUCACGACCUCCCGCAUUUCCACUCCGAAAUCAGUGGCCGCCUGCCCUGUGUCACGCCUCCCGCUGCCUCCCUCAGACUCUCCUGCUGGCAUUCAGGGCCCACCUGGUAGACCUUUAAUUUACUCACACUGCAGAAAGACCUGUUCUCCAAGUGAAGUAACAUUUGAAACGUCAAGGGAUUACUACGUGAACUUAGUGGGGAAUUCACCCCAUCCAGGGGAGUCGACCCACCUGGCCUAAGGAAAUGCAGGAACUGGGGGAGUUCUGGGGCCCUCAGGGCAGAACCGGGAACUUGUUUGGGCCACGGCCUCCGGCCACGCCCCUCCCGUGUCUGUGCUCACGGUGCCAGACCCUGCGUCUGGGUCACUCUCCCGCAGCACCUGGAUUCCUGUGACAGGCCACAUGGACUGCAGAAAGGUAGUUCCCCCAAGAAAAGGCCCUGUGAUGUCAUCGCCACAGAGGGGAGGGAUAUUCAUAUGCAAAAAUAGCGGGUGUCCCGGGUGUUCCAGUGCCUGGCGGCUCCCGCCACUCUCACACCUCCUUCCCACGCACGGGGUUUCAUAAACGUUUCUAACAGAAGGAAACUAUCUUGUAGAAACCAAAAAUACACUUCUUGCUCUGCAGGCCCUAUUCAUGUGAUUUCAUCUCUGGCGUGAAUCAGCACGAUGGCUUGUGAAGCGGGACGACUUGGAAUUCCAGAGCUUUUUCAGCUGCAGAGUGAAGGACUGAGGACUCCCUGAGUAGAGUCAAGGGUGAACCUGGCAUUCCUUUCCGGCUCUGGCACAGCAGCUGCAGGGUGGUGGGGAGCGCAUCUCGCGCACAGCAGCGGAGGUUGGAACGGCCUCCUUGUUAAAACAUCCAUUUCCCAGCCCCCCCAGCCGGCACCAGACAGUGGGGGCAGUUAGCGGUGUUGUCACAGAAGCCGUCGCCCACGGCCUUUGGCCCACACGAACCCCCGCAGCCUCCCCGCAGCGUGGUCUGCUGCUGUCUACUGCUAAGCAGUGGCUCGGUGGGCUUCUGUUGGCCAUUGAGGGCCUCCACGGGUCAGGCAACCGAUGUGGGGACCUCUUCCAACUCUCACUCGGAAACGAGGUACAGGACAACUUUGGGGUCCCACUGGGCCUCCAGUGCCGUGGACAAAGGGUGAACACAGCAUCUUUCACACGAUUGGCGGCGGGCAGCGAUGCUCCCGGACCCGAGUGUGGGCAUGAACUGUCUUCAGCACGGUCUCCCAAAGGUUUGGGCAGUUCCCUGCCUUCAGUGCCCAGUGAUGGAAAAGGCAAGAGAAAUGUGAUCCUGCACUCAUCUAGCAGCACAGCAGAGGCCCCCCCAUGGACCAGGAGGAUGUCCUUCAGGCCGAAGACUUCAGGUCAAUAAACGGAAGCCAGCGAGAGGCAGGGGGCAGGCUGGAGCAGGCAGCCCACUCAGGGCUGUUUUUGCCGGGGCCAGAUAGCAUGUUGAUUUUUAUUUGGCUCUGAUUUGUUUCUUGCGUGUUACUGCUUACACACGUUAAGACUUCAGGGGGCUCUCUUUAACUUUUAGAGUCCUCCAACAUGAGCUCCUGCCUCAUGCCACUUGACUUCUGGAAGCUAAAUGCCAAUGUCUGGCUCCCCACACCCUGCAUUCUUCCUCCCUCUGGCACCCCUCUCCCCAAAUCAGAAACCCACUGCAUGUUGUGGCCCUCCCACCCAGUGCCCCAUCCCACACUUUCCUCAAAGCAAGGAUAAACGUUCUAGGCUCACGGAGGGCCUCGGAAGUAUUUGUAGGAAGCACAACACAGAUCUGAUCCAGCACCCCAUCUUCCAAAACACUUGAAUCGCUUCUCUGCAUGAUGCCAAGGCGUUUGUAGCCUUUAAAUUCCAUCUCAUGUAGCCAGCGGUUGGGCCCAGUUUGCAUCAGCCAACCCACUGGUGGUUAGCACCCAGCCAACCACGGCGUUGACACAGAACCCCGAUGCCCUGGUUCGUACGUCCUUGGUUCGUACGUCCUUAUCGAGAUCAGCCUGGCCCAAAUUACAUUCCCCCUCCACCACAUACCACAAAGAUUCACUCCCACAAAUACUCCCCAAAUUCUGGUGGUAUCAAUGACCACAUUUCUGCAAUUCUAUAUGGGUCCAAGACUCUUCCCUACUCAGAGACUAUUUUUCACCCUCUAGGCCAAAACAGCCUCCACCUUCCAGCUCAGCUGCCUUGGGGGUGGAGUGAGCAGAAACUUGGGAGCUUUCUCCAGUAAGGAAGGGCGGGGGCUGCUUCUACCAGGGUGUGAGUUUGCUUGGGUUUCUCCCACAUCCUCUCAUGUGGCCAUUCCACUCGUCACAGUCCCUCUGUCUGUCAAUGCCUCACUUCAUAAAAGUGCAGGAGGGCUGUGGUCUCGGCAACCCGCACGAGCCAACUUUGGUUCUGGAAAUCUCAGUCCUGCUGCCAGUCACAAGAGAUCCUUUCACUGUGGAUGCAGAAAUGCUUUACAUUUCAUUCUGUGUCUCCUCCCCAUUCACAGAUCAGACAACGGAGGCCCAGAGAGGCCCAGGGUCCUCCCUGAGCCCCUUGGAGUAGAGCAGUUUUUCAGCUCAAUGAAGAGCCGAGCAGGGCGUUCAUACUGGAAAAGGGAGGUGACACGGAAUCUCCCCCAGGCCCGCAGCCUCUAGCCAGGAAGGCUUGAGUCUUUCCUUUUUUCCACUAUAAAACUUCCCCACGCCUUGGCCUGCUUUUGAGUCUCUGCCUAAAUGCACGUGACUGCAGCAGCUCCUUGCUCAGAAUAAAGUCUUUUGCUUUUGUCUUUCA
Condylura cristata (star-nosed mole) is the source of this 5931-nucleotide messenger RNA. RefSeq names its product potassium voltage-gated channel, modifier subfamily S, member 1 (gene KCNS1). The record is from RefSeq and is a predicted model, not a curated record. The transcript has 3 exons. Gene Ontology annotation, molecular function: delayed rectifier potassium channel activity. Gene Ontology annotation, cellular component: voltage-gated potassium channel complex; membrane. Gene Ontology annotation, biological process: regulation of delayed rectifier potassium channel activity; potassium ion transmembrane transport. The coding region runs from base 1 to 630 and encodes 209 amino acids. Lineage: Eukaryota; Metazoa; Chordata; Mammalia; Eulipotyphla; Talpidae.